Mustela erminea (ermine) is the source of this 6281-nucleotide messenger RNA. It is a transcript of the gene SLC6A6, whose product is annotated as solute carrier family 6 member 6. Bases 15 to 1877 code for a protein of 620 amino acids. The transcript is spliced from 13 exons. Gene Ontology annotation, molecular function: taurine:sodium symporter activity. The record is from RefSeq and is a predicted model, not a curated record. Gene Ontology annotation, biological process: neurotransmitter transport; taurine transmembrane transport; sodium ion transmembrane transport. NCBI's taxonomy places the organism in Eukaryota, Metazoa, Chordata, Mammalia, Carnivora, Mustelidae. Gene Ontology annotation, cellular component: plasma membrane.
AAAGCGAGGAGGACAUGGCCACCAAGGAGAAGCUGCAGUGUCUGAAAGACUUUCACAAAGACAUCCUGAAGCCUUCCCCGGGGAAGAGCCCAGGCACGCGGCCAGAAGAUGAGGCUGAGGGGAAGCCGCCUCAGAGGGAGAAGUGGUCCAGCAAGAUCGACUUUGUGCUCUCCGUGGCUGGCGGCUUCGUCGGCUUGGGCAACGUCUGGCGUUUCCCGUACCUCUGCUACAAAAAUGGUGGAGGUGCAUUUCUUAUACCAUAUUUUAUUUUCCUGUUUGGCGGCGGCUUGCCUGUGUUUUUCCUAGAGGUAAUCAUAGGCCAGUACACCUCUGAAGGCGGCAUCACCUGCUGGGAAAAGAUCUGCCCCUUGUUCUCUGGCAUCGGCUAUGCCUCCAUUGUGAUCGUGUCCCUCCUGAACAUCUACUAUGUCAUCAUCCUGGCCUGGGCCACUUACUACUUGUUCCAGUCCUUCCAGUCGGAGCUGCCCUGGGCACACUGCAACCACAGCUGGAACACACCCCAGUGUAUGGAAGACACUAUGCGCAAGAACAAGAGCCUGUGGGUCACGCUGAGCGCCAGCAACUUCACCUCGCCUGUCACCGAGUUCUGGGAGCGCAACGUGCUGAGCUUGUCUUCUGGAAUCGACGACCCUGGCUCCUUAAAGUGGGACCUUGCUCUCUGCCUCCUCCUGGUCUGGCUGGUCUGCUUCUUCUGCAUCUGGAAGGGCGUCAAGUCCACAGGGAAAGUUGUCUACUUCACAGCCACUUUCCCGUUCGCUAUGCUCCUGGUGCUGCUGGUCCGUGGACUGACGCUGCCUGGUGCAGGCGCAGGCAUCAAGUUCUAUCUGUACCCUGACAUCAGCCGUCUCGAGGACCCGCAGGUAUGGAUUGAUGCUGGGACCCAAAUAUUCUUCUCCUAUGCCAUCUGCCUGGGGGCCAUGACCUCUCUGGGGAGCUACAACAAGUACAAGUACAACUCGUACAGGGACUGUAUGCUGCUGGGAUGCCUGAACAGUGGUACCAGUUUUGUGUCUGGCUUCGCAAUUUUUUCCAUCCUGGGCUUCAUGGCACAAGAGCAAGGGGUGGACAUUGCUGAUGUGGCUGAGUCAGGUCCUGGCCUGGCCUUCAUUGCAUACCCCAAAGCUGUGACCAUGAUGCCGCUGCCCACGUUUUGGUCCAUUCUCUUUUUUAUUAUGCUUCUCUUGCUUGGACUGGAUAGCCAGUUUGUUGAAGUCGAAGGACAGGUCACGUCCUUGGUCGAUCUUUACCCAUCCUUCCUAAGGAAGGGUUUCCGUCGGGAAAUCUUCAUCGCCUUCGUGUGCAGCAUCAGCUACUUGCUGGGGCUGGCGAUGGUGACGGAGGGUGGCAUGUAUGUGUUUCAACUCUUUGACUACUAUGCAGCUAGCGGUGUAUGCCUUCUGUGGGUUGCAUUCUUUGAAUGUUUUGUUAUUGCCUGGAUAUAUGGCAGCGAUAACCUUUAUGACGGUAUUGAGGAUAUGAUUGGCUAUCGGCCUGGUCCCUGGAUGAAGUACAGCUGGGCCGUGGUCACUCCAGUUCUCUGUGUUGGAUGUUUCAUCUUCUCCCUCGUCAAGUACAUCCCCCUGACCUACAACAAAGUCUAUGUGUACCCAACCUGGGCCAUCGGGCUAGGCUGGAGUCUGGCUCUGUCCUCCAUGAUGUGUGUCCCCUUGGUCAUGGUCAUCCGCCUCUGCCAGACGGAAGGGCCAUUUCUUGUGAGACUCAAGUACCUGCUGACCCCAAGGGAACCCAACCGCUGGGCCGUGGAGCGCGAGGGGGCUACGCCCUACAGCUCCCGCCUGGCCGUGAAUGGCGCUCUCAUGAAGCCCACCCACAUCAUAGUAGAGACCAUGAUGUGAGCUAUUGGGCGGCCGGGCUGCUUCCCUGCUGUUUACUAACAUUAGAUUCUCAUAGGACCAGGUUUACAGAGCUUUCUAUUUGCACUAGGAUUGUUUUUUUUAAUUGUCACAGAAAAUGUUACUCUGUGUGUGUGUAUGUGUGCGCGCGCGUGUGUGCAUAUGGGUGUGGGUGUGGGUGUGGUAUUGUGCGUGUGCGUAUUUUUGUUUUGAUUUGGAGAUAUUUUGUACAAAAAGAAAACCCACCGGCAGAUGUCCGGGGCGAGGCAGAGCUUUCAUACUGAAUUAGAUGUAUUUUAUGGGAACUUGGUAAAUUUUUCUUUGUAUUUUUUUUUAACAUAUAAUUAUAUAUACAUUUAGAGAUUGUCACACUCUUUUACCACUUGAAUUGAUCUUCUUGCCAGCAAUAGAUCUCGUUUUCAAAAGCAAUUCUUCGGUGCUUGCGUAGCUGGCAGAAAGUUCUGCCCCCAGAAACACAGGGUGGAAUUUUCCUGGACAGUAGCCCCAUUUUUAAAGGUGUAGUACCUUCCCGACCUGGUUCAAAUAGAAGCAUACAGCUGGGGAGGGGGAGGCCCCUUGAGCUGGCCAGACCCAGAGGGGCUAGAGGAAGAAGGGCCACAAGAAGAUGCUUCAUUACGUUUGUCUUAGCGAAGAAGAGAGAUGCUAAAAUAAUGAAUCAACCCCUCAGAUGAAGGGACUGACUUAAAGCAGACAGAUGGGGCCAUACAGAGAGUCAGAUUCUCUAGAAACCGCUGCACCAGAAGCAAAAUCCCACCUAAUACGUUGAGAUCGAGAGUGGAUACUCAGAAGGACUGUCAGAGGGAGUGUCAGGACCAUUUGUCCAAUGGGGAGCGGCCAGAGCCCCCAAGAGGGCUGGUGAGGCUGACACCCGGACAUUCAGGAGCCUUCAGGAGGCUGACCGCUCGGCUACUGCCCAGAGCAUCCUGGUAGAGGUCUAAGACCAGCCCAGCGGGAGCCAGCGGUCUCGGGGCUCCAGACCUCACACUGAUGGGUCUGUUGCAUUUUAAUGGGGUUCUUUCAGGUUCUGGCCGUUCCCCAGCUGACACCUUUCGCAGCUGCGUGUAGGAGAGAAGCAUGAUAUAUUCGGUGAGGGACGAGGGGUGAGCCAGUGGACCAAAGGGUGUGGACCCAGGCAUUCAGAGAGGCCUGGUGUCAGGGAGGGCUGCUUUUCUUUCCUCAUCUCUCCCCCCUCAGCUCUGUCCUCAUCUCCCAGAGGCUGGGAGACUCCUGACAAGCAGCCCUGGUGCCCCAUCUCCUAGCUGGGAGUGCCAAGAGUGCUUUUGGAGACUCCCUGAAUCUUGGAUCCGGGCAAAGUGCUCCCAAACCCUCCUCAGGCACAAGAGCGGCCCUUGGUGUUGACUUGGGAGAUGGCACAGCUCUUCACAUCAUGACUCCUGCAGUAGCCAGUGUUAGAAGCGCACUCUGGAGGGAGCGAGGAGAGGAGGUGAGGGAGCAUUUUCUAGAAAGACGGGAUUGUUCGGGGGGCCGGCACCCCAGAUCUGGUUUGACCAAGAGCCCUAUUGAGAGUGGCAUCCCUCUCUGAACCAGGAGAGGAGGUACUGCACCUUUAAAAUGCUGAGACGGACACGUCUCCCCUGAAGCCCCCAUUUGGACCUAAACUGUGCCAUUUGAACUGUCACUUUCAAGUUCAGAGUCUAAACUUAAACCGAAACAUUGUCACGCACAAACGACGGUGACUGCCUCAUGGAGUAUGGGGAGUGAAGUCCAGCUCGGGUUUGGGUUCUCUGAGUCCCGGAACCCUCUCCCCAGAUUCGGGAGGGGAGGAGCCUCCAGUGUCCCCCGUCCCAAGGGGCAGAGGCAGUCCUGAACCUUUUCUCUUUGGCAAGCAUUCACAUUUCACUGUUUCCAAAGCAUAUACUCUGCCAAACAACACCCAGUUCUAUUCCAAACUGUUAACAAUUCUGUGUUCCUGUUUUUCUAUGUAUUUAUGGUUGCCGCUGUGUCUGAUUUGAUUUUUGUUGUUGUUUCCUAAUUUUACUGAGUAGCAAUGUGACCUGUUUCCCUUUGUCUCAUGGAACUUAGUAAACUAACCACUGUCGACGACUGGGGACAGGUGAUGUGUGGGGAUCUGGGGGGCUUGGCAAGCUCUGGCUGCCCAGGCAUUUGUGGUCAUUUCAGGCUACAACAUCUCCCCUCCGGUGAAAAGCUCCAGUAUUUUGGGUUGGUAGGCAAAUUGCAACAUUCUGGAAAUGGCCUGAGAAAGGCCUCUUCCAAGAUUCGAAGACCAAAUUCUAGACCAAAGAUACAUGCAGACCAAGUCCCCAGGCCCCGCCUGGAAGGAAGGUCAGCCACUUUCCCCGAGCCCGUUCCUUGACAAUCUCCCAGUGCACCUGUCUCCAAUCGGCCCCUCUUGUCUACUCCCCUAGCCCUUGUGUAUCUGCAGAACUUGGCUCUGUGAGUACAAGGUGUAAUGAUGCGUGACUUUUAUAUGUCUCCACAUAAAGGAAACUUGUCAUUGGAGCUCAUGACUCUGGUCCUCCUGUCUCUGGAGAACAGGUGUUCCGCCCACUCUCUGCCUUGGGAUGGGUCAGAAAUUCCGGUGCCCCCACGUAGCGCAAUCUUGGCCUGCUCUGAGAAGGCGAUGCAAGGGAGAUGGUUAAAGGACUUUUUGAGGAUGCAGGAAUGGGGAAGGGGCUCUGGAUAAAUCUCACCCAGGGAGAUGGUUCAUUGAGCCUGGCAGGGGCCGUGUCGGUCCCUCCAGUGGACCGCCCUGCGGGAGCAGUGUCACCCCAGUUGGCACCCUUGUAAAAUGGGGGAAAUGAGGCCCAGAGUGAGCAAGAGACAAGGCACAGCGAGUAGGGACUGGAACCAGACUGUCUCCAGUCAGUUCCAGUGGCAGGUUCUCCAAGGAGGGGGAGGUGUGGCGAGUGGUGAGUGCAGCUCCCCAGUGUUCUCCCUGAAGACCAAAGACGAGCCUUUAUGAAAAAGGAAAGCGCUCCGUCCCCCAGCAUUCAGGGGCGAGGAGAGCAGCGCCCCCCACCCUCUCACCAUCCUCGGGCCACCCAGACCUCCCACUGUGGCUCUGUGGGAGAGGUGGCCGCCCACCAUCCAGCAGGAGAGGCAGCACCCUUUCACCCUGGCUCUGCACCCAACAGCCCUUGAAGCUAGGAAUUGAGAUCCCGAUUGCAUGUGAGGAAACUGAGACCCAGUGAAGCCACCCAGUGGGUGUACAGGAGGCAGAAUCCCUUAGGCAAGAUUGAGCCUGAGGCCAUGCAUGACAUUCCCAGGCAGCAAGAAGUGGUCCUGGAGGAUUUCUGGGCGAUACACAGUCCCCUCUGGACCACUGUGCCCUCAUUCUCACUCCAGAUGCCCAGUGUACCCCCCUCAGAGAAGGUGCUGAAGCACGAGGGGAGUUAGCCAACCUCAGCCUAGCACGGGGUGAUCUGUGUUUCCCAGCUGCCACCACACAGAGGUCCAGAGCCCAACCAGCAUCUCCCCAACACUGCUCUUCUGAAUGGGGCAAUGCUCUGGGCAGCCAGUGCUUAAGGCAGAGGUGCCUCCCUUCCCCCAAGCCUCAGACACAGGCCAGGAAGGAUCCGAGAGAACCACCGAGGUCCCAUGAGGUCGCAUCUGCCCCUGAGACCCAGUGUCAGGCAGCCCCAGGCUGGGCUGUCCAUGUGGAUCCUGUAAAUAGCACUGUGCACAAAUUCAACAAGCAUGAACCAAACCACAUCCCAAAUACCAAACUCAGAGAGGGGCGGGAACACCCUGGAAGCCAGAGAACCACAUUUCCCUCACCCCCAGUACCCUGUUAAUGCCUGGCCCUCAGAAUGCUUUUGUUUUAAUAGGAAGCUGUGCUUCAUUGUUCUUCUGUGGGUGUCACUACAGACAUGUUCUGACAGUUCCCCGAGGGAUGGAGCAUCUUAUUAUAUACCCGGCUUCAAACUGAGAUGUUGGCUCCAUUUCUUUCUUUCUCCUCCUCCCCACCCCCAAUUAAUUUUCGAAUCCCUAGCAACUGUGACUCUGUAUUUAGCACAAGAGAAAGCUGAGAACGUGGGUCUUGCCUCCUUCCAGAAAUACGUCUGGCUCAUCAGGACUUUUUUUUAAAACUUCAAAAUAUUUUUAAGAUAUUUUAAACUUUUGUAAAAAAAAAUAAAAAAAAAACAACCAACGAGACUCUUCUGAGGAGGAACAUUUGUAUCCGAAUAAGAUCCUUGAUGUGUAAUUCAGUCUUGCAGUAUACAAGCUUUUGUGUAUAAAUGUUUUAUGAUAUGAAUCCCUGUAUUUUGCAGGGCUUUCCUUUUUCCUCUUUUGCUUUUUAGAUAAAUAUGUAUAUCGAUAUUUUAAAUUCAUCUUUGCUUUUUUUUAGAGGAGUUUGUAAUCACCUUAUAACAUGAAAAUAAACAUUUCCUUUUUAAAAUCCAA